AUGGCUAUUGUAGCAGUAGCCAGCGGAACUGGUGGUAUUGGCCGUGCCAUAGUUGAAGCCAUUGUCAGACGUGGCAAACACAACGUCAAGAUCCUCAGUCGAAAGGCGAAUGACUCCCUGGCGGAUGAGAUUGGGGCUCCAAUCAUCCCCGUCGAUUAUUCGGCCGUUGGCAGCCUGACUCAGGUACUUGAGGACAAUGAGAUUGAUACUGUGAUCUCGUCAAUUUUUACGAUGCCUGUGUCCGGCAUUGCUCCCGAGGUUACUUUGAUACGGGCUUCUCAACCAUCAAGAACCACCCAUCGAUUCAUUCCAAGCAAUUGGGGCGUCCCACUGGACAAAAGUCGUGAGGAUUUGGCUCCAUCGAUACCUAUGAAGCUCCUAGCUCUCGAUGAGCUGAAGAAGACUGAUUUAGAGUACACUGUUUUCUACGUUGGUUUCCUGCUGGAUUACUAUGCUGGACCCUCGAUCAAGUCGUACGUGUCGCCUCUGAUCGUUGUUAUUGACAUGGAAUGUAACAUGGCUGCAAUACCGGGGUCGGGAAACAUGCCUAUCGCAUUUACACACUCGCUCGAUGUUGGAAAGUAUGUUGAUGCAAGCCUGGACCUGAAGAAAUGGGACGCAUCAUACCGGAUUAUUGGUGACAAGGCCACUUGGAAUGAAUUUGUGAAACUGGCCGAAACCAUGAAGGAAAGUCAGUCUGUGUUCUUGUCUACUUUUGGGUUGCUCUUUGAGGAUGGGACCUUUGAUCUAGAGGAGAAGGGAGCCUUGAACAACUUGUUCCCUGAGAUAGGGGCUUUGAAGAUUAAACGGGCUGUGCAGGCUGCUAUGAAUAGAGUGUAA
This is a messenger RNA of Aspergillus calidoustus, 840 nucleotides long. NCBI's taxonomy places the organism in Eukaryota, Fungi, Ascomycota, Eurotiomycetes, Eurotiales, Aspergillaceae. The record is from the annotation of a GenBank genome assembly.